AUUUUGCCACGUGGAAGUACGAUAAUUGUGCCGCCAUACCAGAUUCACCGUCUAGAGGAGUAUUUUCCAGACCCAGAAGUGUUUAACCCAGACAGAUUUUUACCUGAACAUACUCAAAAUCGGCAUUACUAUGCCUACGUACCUUUCAGUGCUGGCCCAAGUCAUGCGUCGGAAGAAAGUACGCGAUGUUGAAAUUAAAAGUUUUAAUAUUAACAAUAAUCCAAAAUUACCGGAUCCACUCGAAUUUGACGGAGAAAGAUUUCAAACGGCAAUUAGACGUAAUACUGAAGCGGACAGAUGGCUUCAAAAUUGAAAUUGAGCCGAGAAAUAAGUCGACCGCAACUGCAUAA
This is a messenger RNA of Cotesia congregata, 350 nucleotides long. Lineage: Eukaryota; Metazoa; Arthropoda; Insecta; Hymenoptera; Braconidae. The record is from the annotation of a GenBank genome assembly.